AGCAGUCAAAUGACAAAUCACAAAUGGUAGUCAAGUUCGCUGUUCAAUCGUGUUUACAGUGAUUUGUGUUUAAUUAUUAGUUUAUUUUUCAAAUACAACGUAUAAAUCGAGUUUUAUAUGCAGGAAAUAUUUAUUUAAGUGUGUGUUGUGGCGUCGUGUAAAAAGUUAUCAGUGUAAGCAAGUGAAGCAAACUAUUGUUUUUUGCUCUACGUGUACUUCUGUGGAUGUUGUGAUUCUUCUUGUGGAAGGAGCUGUGGAAAGAUGGCAGAUAAUUCGAAAUUAACAGACGAGGAGCGGGCGGAGAUCAGGGAACAGUUCUCACAGCUGGACACGAGCGGGAACGGCUACAUCGACCUUAAAGAGCUGAAGGAGGCGCUAGACAGUGUUGGCUACAAGAUACCACAGUGGAAGGUGCGAUGUAUGAUCGAGGAGUACUACGACCAGAGCGGUCCCCGCGGCCGCGGCGUCAACGGCAACGUCAACGGCGACUCCCGCCGCAACGGCAUAUCGCUGCACGAGUUCGAGGAGCUCUGCGCCAACCUCAAGACACAGCAGGUCGCGUCCACAUUCAAACAGGCCGUCAGUAAAAAGGAGAAUCUGGAACACCUGGGCGGCAUGAGCGAGGCUUCCAGUGAUGGCACAACCCACUCCGUCCGGCUGGAGGAGCAGAUGGCGUUCUCCGGGUGGAUCAACAGCAACCUGGAGCACGACCCCGACCUGCACCACCUGCUGCCCAUCGACCCCGAGGGCAAGCGGCUGUACGACAAGCUCAAGGACGGCCUGAUACUGUGCAAAGUCAUCAACCACUCGUGUCCGGACACGAUAGACGAGCGGGCGAUCAACAAGAAGAACCUGACACUGUACACCAAGCACGAGAACCUCACUCUGGCGCUGGUGUCCUCGCAGGCCAUCGGGUGCAACAUCGUCAAUAUUGACGCACAUGAUCUUGCUAAAGGCAAGCCCCACUUGGUUCUGGGUCUGCUGUGGCAGAUCAUCCGUAUAGGUCUGUUCAACCAGAUCACCCUGGAGCACUGCCCUGGACUCACCGAGCUGCUCAAUGACCAGGAGCGCAUAGAAGACCUUCUGGCCUUGUCACCAGAAGCGAUCCUGCUCCGCUGGGUGAACCACCAGCUGGCCAGCGCGGGGGUGACGCGGCGCUGCACCAACUUCCAAGCGGACGUCGCUGACUCCGAGAUAUACAGCUACCUGCUGAAGCAGAUCGCGCCUGAUGAUGCUGGAGUCACGUUGGAUGCGCUACGGGAGACGGACCUAAUGCGUCGUGCGGAGAUAAUGCUGCAACAAGCGGCGCGUCUGCGGUGCCGCGCGUUCGUGACGCCGGCUGACGUCGUCGGCGGGGUUUACAAGUUGAACUUGGCCUUCGUCGCCAACCUGUUCAACCAGCACCCUGGGCUACAGCGGCCUGAGGCUGGGGAACAGGAUUACCACCAGCUGGAUGAGACCAGGGAGGAGAAGACUUACCGCAACUGGAUGAACUCUAUGGGCGUGGCGCCGCACGUGAACUGGCUGUACUCGGACCUCACCGACGGCCUCGUCAUAUUCCAGCUGUACGACAUCAUCAAACCAGGCAUUGUUAACUGGAAGAAGGUGCACCGUCAAUUCUCCAAACUGCGCAAAUUCAUGGAGCGGCUGGAGAACUGCAACUAUGCAGUGGAGCUCGGCCGGCAGCUCGGGUUCUCGCUGGUGGGCAUCGCGGGCGCUGACAUCAACGAGGGCAACGCCACACUCACACUCGCACUAAUUUGGCAGCUGAUGCGCGCGUACACGCUGUCUGUGCUGACGCGGCUGGCGAACACGGGCAACCCCAUCAUCGAGAAGGAGAUCGUCCAGUGGGUCAACACCAAGCUGCAGGCCGCCGGCAAGGCCAGCUCUAUUAGGAGUUUCCAGGACGAGGUGCUGGCGGACGGCAAGGUGGUGAUCGACCUGAUCGACGCCAUCAAACCAGGCUCCAUCAACUACGACGUCGUGCUGCCCGGCGGUAACGAGGAGGAGAACCUAGCGAACGCGAAAUACGCGAUAUCGAUGGCGCGGCGUUGCGGCGCGCGCGUGUACGCGCUACCCGAGGACAUAACGGAGCGCAAACCCAAGAUGAUCAUGACUCUGUUCGCCUGCCUCAUGGCCAUCGACUACAUACCCACCAUGGACGCGCCCGUCACCGCGUCGAAACCAUCAUUGGACAACAGCGCGGAAAUACAAGACGAAGAUUUGGACGACUCGGGCUUUGGUCCCCAGAUUGUGGAAAAACCAGCCCUGCCGCCGAAACCUGAAAACCUGGUGCCACUACCACGGUCCAUAUCUGUAGCUUCUGCUAAGGAAUAAGCGUUACCAAAUAUUGUAUAUUGACGGCUGCACUCAGAGACAUUGGUAAGGUCUGCUUGUCUAUGUCUGGUAUAUUGGAAACGUCAUAAUAUUAUGGCAGAUAAAGCAAAUCUUAAAGGGUCAAUUUAUAAUAGAGCAGAGUCGAAGCGCAUCGAAGCGUCAAAUUCGCAACAAGUCGAACGAAUGCGCGCGGAUUCGCCGAGUGCCUACAGUGGUGACGCGAAAAUUCGCUUGUAGGCGCAUGAAUGCGCGGGCACCAAAAAGCGUCGGUCGAGCCUUUUUAAAUUCUCAGAAGUAAUAUUAUGUGCGUUAAUGCUUUGGAUUUAAGGUUAUGUUCAGUUUUGAUAAUUCACUUCGAUGCGUUUCGACUCUGCGCUAGUACCUAUAAAUUGACCCAAAUAGUUGUAUGCUGCGUAAAUUUACUUAUUAGUAAGGGGUAAAUCAUUACUUUAGAAGGUCAGUGAUUAAUUAAGUCUGAAGGUUCUAAAACAGAGACCCUAUUAAAGUUUUCAAAAAUGACUACUUAAGUAAUCAUUAAAAUGUUUAUUGCGUGCGGCCGUAAGCUCCACUUGAGCCAGCCUAAAAUUUAAUAGUGAAUUAAAUAAUAUUUUACUCUCUCACUAAUUAACAUAUUUACAACAAUAGAUACGCACGAUGUUUUGUUUUUGUCUAACAUAUUUAAAAGUCACUCUAAAGACAAAGACAAAACAUUAAUCGUUUUGUAAUAUUUUUUAUUAUAGAUGAGCCUAGGCUGGCGCAAGUGGCCCAAAUUAAUUUAUAUUUUUGUCUAUUUUUAUAAAUAAA
Messenger RNA from Aricia agestis (brown argus), 3141 nucleotides. It is a transcript of the gene Fim, whose product is annotated as plastin-2. The record is from RefSeq and is a predicted model, not a curated record. Gene Ontology annotation, cellular component: cytoplasm; actin filament bundle; actin filament. Gene Ontology annotation, biological process: actin filament bundle assembly; actin filament network formation. Gene Ontology annotation, molecular function: actin filament binding; calcium ion binding. Lineage: Eukaryota; Metazoa; Arthropoda; Insecta; Lepidoptera; Lycaenidae. The transcript has 15 exons. Bases 262 to 2337 code for a protein of 691 amino acids.